AUGGUUUCAGCGAACAUCGAAAUCAAGAGACGUGAAAGUAACCAGUCUGCUGGUGGGAAAUCGGACGCCGCACGCUCGUUCUCGCGGCUGUCGAGCAUGCACUUGGCAUCUUCUUCGCCAAUGCGGCGCACUCCGCGAGCGUCUUUCGUUUCGCAUGGAUCAGGGGAACCUGGACCCAGUGGCGAGGGCUUAAUAGAUGGAUCAGCCGCUGCUUCAAUGCAUUCUCUCGAUAUUGAAAACCCAGAUCCAGAAACCGUCAAGGUCGUGGGCCGGCAUCUAGUGGACGCCGACGAUUCAGACGACUCGGAGAGCAAAUUUGCGUCGUUGCGCUUGCAAGGCGGUGAUGUUACUAGACAAAUUUACAAUUGGCAGCGCGAACACGAAGGAAACAGCGGUUCAAUUAAAAGGGGGCGCUCCCGGUCCUUUGAUAUCCCGCGUGAGCCCGCCACUGGGCCGCAUGGCGAGGCUCUCGACAAGAAACAAAUGUUGGUUCCGGGUGGGUUCAGACGUGAUUUUGUGACCCACAAGUCAAUUACUCAGGCCUUGGAGGAGGGCGAUGGAAGUAGAGAAAGCAUCCCCCAGCCAACAAUGAUUGCGCGCAACUUUAUUGAGUUCUUGUCGCUGUAUGGACACUUUGCUGGUGAAGAGUUGGAGGAUGAAGAAGGCGACGAGUCCCUGGAGAGCUACACUGGGGCCCCUUCUGAGCGGACAGCUUUGUUACAACAAAGACCAAGAAUGACCCGUCGGCUGUCUGAGCAAGCUAAAGGGCAGGCGUCGGUUCCUGAAACCGUGAUGCUUUUACUUAAAUCUUUUGUUGGCACUGGCGUUCUAUUCUUGCCUCGUGCGUUCUACAACGGCGGCAUUUUAUUCUCAAGCAUUGUGUUGGUCGUUGUGUCGGUUGUUUCCUACUGGUGUUUCUUGCUACUUAUUGAUGCCAAGUCUUUCACCCAAGUAGCUUCUUUUGGUGACAUCGGUGGAGCACUAUUUGGCCCCAGGUUCAGGAAUUUGAUUCUCGCUUCAAUUGUGAUGUCACAGCUGGGAUUCGCGGCCGCGUACACUGUGUUUGUUUCCGAGAAUCUCCAAGCAGUAAUCAAGAGCUUUAGUGAAACUGGUGAGGUUGUCAGCGUACAAGCUCUGAUUGUCCUUCAGCUCAUCAUUUUCUUGCCUUUGAGUAUGAUCCGUGAUAUUGCUAAACUGGGAUUCACCGCAUUGGUCGCAGACUUUUUCAUUCUGCUUGGCCUGCUAUAUCUUUACGGCUGGGGUACCACAACGGUAUUGACUCAAGGUAUUGCCGAUGUGGCCUUAUUCAAUAAGAGCAACUGGACCUUGUUUAUUGGUACAGCGAUUUUCACAUUCGAGGGAAUUGGAUUGAUUAUCCCCAUCCAAGAGUCGAUGCGAGAACCUAAAAAGUUCAAUGGCGUUUUGGCAGCAGUCAUGGUGGGCAUCACUUUCGUAUUCGUUUCGGUUGGUGCACUGCUGUACGCUGCGACGGGCUCCAAGGUUGAGACGGUUAUUCUACUUAACCUCCCUUCUGACUCGUCGGCUGUCACAACCAUUCAAUUCCUUUACUCGCUGGCCAUUUUAUUAUCAACCCCUUUGCAGCUUUUCCCAGCAAUUCGCAUUCUCGAAAAUGGACUCUUCGUUCGCAGUGGUAAAUUCUCGCCUCGGGUCAAAUGGGAGAAGAAUGGAUUUAGGUUUCUGAUCGUCUUAUUAACGGGUGCAAUUGCAUACGUGGGCGCCAAUGAUUUAGACAAAUUCGUCGCCUUGACGGGUUCUUUCGCCUGCGUUCCUCUUGUUUAUAUUUAUCCUCCCAUUCUGCAUAUGGAAACAAUUUCGCGUGGCCACUGGAGAUGGUGGUCGGACGUCGUUCUAACCGCUUGCGGAUUCGGAAUCAUGUUCUACACUACCUACACAACAUUCGUUAGUUGGGUUUCCUAG
Messenger RNA from Wickerhamiella sorbophila, 1938 nucleotides. Its product is annotated as Vacuolar amino acid transporter 3. Gene Ontology annotation, biological process: amino acid transmembrane transport. Gene Ontology annotation, molecular function: amino acid transmembrane transporter activity. Bases 1 to 1938 code for a protein of 645 amino acids. The transcript has a single exon. The record is from RefSeq and is a predicted model, not a curated record. Lineage: Eukaryota; Fungi; Ascomycota; Dipodascomycetes; Dipodascales; Trichomonascaceae.